AGUCCUCCUCCUUCCCCUUCCUCCACUGACGGUGCGUUCCCGUUGUCCCCGCAGCGGCGGGAGCCAUGGAGAUGCAGUCGUACUACGCGAAGCUGCUGGGGGAGCUGAACGAGCAGCGCAAGAGGGACUUCUUCUGCGACUGCAGCAUUAUCGUGGAGGGGAGGAUCUUCAAAGCGCACAAGAACAUCCUGUUCGCUAACAGCGGGUACUUCCGAGCGCUCCUCAUCCACUACAUCCAGGACAGCGGGAGGCACAGCACCGCCUCGCUGGACAUUGUCACCUCCGAGGCCUUCUCCAUCAUCCUGGAUUUCCUUUACUCCGGGAAGCUGGAUCUCUGUGGGGAAAACGUUAUCGAGGUGAUGUCUGCAGCCAGCUACUUGCAGAUGACCGACGUGGUCAACUUUUGCAAGACCUACAUCCGUUCCUCGCUGGAUAUCUGCAGGAAAAUAGAGCGGGAAGCGGCUUUCUAUCAGGCUGAUAGUGGGAGCACUGGGUCUGCCAGAGAGGGCACCUCAUUCAGCUCCAAGAGCCAGUGCUCUGCCUCUGUGUCCUCCCUGCAGGAGAAGGAGGGGAUUUCGGAUUGCCAGCAGGACCCUCCCUGCGGCGAGUGCAGUGGUUGCCAUCCCCUGGAGCUCGUGGUCCGGGACCCCGUCAGCAGCGACUCCCCAGACGAUGUCAACUGUUCGCUGCCCAAAGGGGUGGAACCCAAAGUGGAGUUUGACUCGGAUGAGGUGGAGGUCGAGGUGGAAGCGGGUGAGCGGCUGCCGCAGUAUCCGACCCCACUGUCCCUGGAGCAGAUGGAAGAGGGGCUGCACAGCGGGCAGGCCAUGGACUUGGCCUGCAAUAACUAUCACAUGAAACAAUUCCUCGAGGCCCUGUUGCGCAACACCUCAGCUCAGAGAAAGGAGGACGUGGUCCAUCACUUUGUCCGGGGCUUUGAGGGUAGGCCAGAGGAUGCAGGGGUGGCAGUGAGCUCCAUGAUGGACAUUCACAGCGACUGGUAUGGUGAGGACACAGGUGAUGUGUUAGUGGUGCCAAUCAAGCUUCACAAAUGCCCGUUCUGCCCCUACACAGCAAAGCAGAAGGGAAUCCUCAAGAGGCACAUCCGCUCCCACACGGGUGAGCGGCCCUACCCCUGCGAGACCUGCGGGAAGCGCUUCACACGCCAGGAGCACCUCCGGAGCCACGCUUUAAGUGUGCAUCGAUCAAACAAGCCAAUCAUCUGCAAAGGCUGCAGGAGAACCUUCACGAGUAGCCUGUCGCAAGGGUUGCGGCGCUUCGGCUUGUGUGACAGCUGUACCUGUGUGACCACCACCCACGAGGACUCGAUGCCCAUCAACCUCAGCUUAAUGGAGCAGUCAUCAGAAGGCCAAGAGAAGGGUGAUGCUGAUAACGACUGGCCUAUAUAUGUGGAGUCUGGAGAGGAAAACGAUCCAGCCGAUGAUGAGGAUGCUGAUGGUGAUGACAAGCAGGAGAUCCACAGGAGCUUGUCAGACCGAGAAACACUUAUGUAGCAGUGAGAGGAGAAUGGGAGUGUUUGAAGUGUCUCUGUGACAGUGGUCGGUCUGUGACACAAAACUGAGUAUUUGCCCAGUUAGUGAGACUGUGCUGUUUUUUAUUAUUCCAUUUUUUAAUAGAAAAGUGGGGAGAAUUGGAAUUUUUAAUACUUUUCAGUGCUGUGCACCAGAAAUCUGUGAAGAAUCUGCUGUCUGGGGUUCAUAGAAGUUGUACUUGAGCAAUCUCCAGUGGUGUCUCUGCCUCCUGGUCUUGUUUUUAUGGGUGGAACAUCUCUGUGUGUUUUGAUAACAGGUCUCUUCUAAUAAUGCUGUCAUGGUCCUUAAUCCCUGAUGUGAAAGGGACCCCAUCUUCUCUCUGAAGAUCACAUUAAAAGGAGUGUGUUUUUCACCCAUCAUCUUGGACCAUUUCUAAGCUGUGAUCCUUUUGUAGUAGGACAGUAUUAUCCUAAUUGUAAAGGUUAAGGGUUUAUUUAGAGUGGAUUUGACCUGGAAACCAGGGCAGACACCCAGGAGUACAAAGCCAUGCUGCUGCUGAGAGCACAGACAGUAGGAGUAAAUAUAUUUCAUCUGA
Molecule: messenger RNA, 2088 nt
Organism: Neopsephotus bourkii (Bourke's parrot)
Lineage: Eukaryota; Metazoa; Chordata; Aves; Psittaciformes; Psittacidae
Gene: ZBTB8B
Product: zinc finger and BTB domain containing 8B
Exons: 3
Coding region: 66-1514 (482 amino acids)
Biological process (GO): regulation of transcription by RNA polymerase II
Molecular function (GO): protein binding; RNA polymerase II cis-regulatory region sequence-specific DNA binding; DNA-binding transcription factor activity, RNA polymerase II-specific
Source: RefSeq, a predicted model, not a curated record